Molecule: messenger RNA, 4286 nt
Organism: Belonocnema kinseyi
Lineage: Eukaryota; Metazoa; Arthropoda; Insecta; Hymenoptera; Cynipidae
Exons: 6
Coding region: 503-2161 (552 amino acids)
Source: RefSeq, a predicted model, not a curated record
UAUGAAAAAAUCCUAAUAUCAAGUAGCUUCGUUCAAAUUUUGAGUACUUAAAUUUGGAUCACGUGAGAUACCACGCAUGCGCAAUACACCAUUUUGACCUGUUCGCGCCAACUGUCAGAGAGCAGUGUGAAUUGAAUCAGUGUAGCGCACACCGGCGUGUAGAGCGUACUGAGUUUUUGUGACAGUAUUGUCCGCCCUCGGCUUAUUAAUAUGGUUAAUAUUAACUUCACUUACAUCCUUCUUUUCUGAAUGAAAUGACAGAAAUGCUCCAAAAUGUGAUAAGUGGUAACGUCGAUUAUAAAAAAAAAAAACAGUGCUUGUGUUUUCCAGUGCAUUUUAACCUCUAAAGUUGUGAAGUGCGAACCGUUAUUUUUGUUUACACAACGAUGAUUCUCGCAUUUUCGUUUUCGAUAUCAAGAGUUUUUUUCUGUGCGUAGAAUUACACAAACGUUAAUGACAGUUAAGAAUUUGUCUUAUUGUCUGCUACCUUUUUGGUAGAAAUAUGAGUGACAGUCCGCAAGUGGAGUUUGCCCUUGGCAGCGAAGUUUCCAUGGGACAUUUUUUCAAAAGUUCUUUCGCAAGGUCGUUCAUCUCAAACUGUCGUGAUGCAAAAUCUCUCAAUUACGAAUUUUUUGAUAAUGGAACUAUCACAGAGGAACCGGAAGGUGUAAGUGACAAGAGGAAUAAUAAUUUCUACUCUCUCGUGAAUUUCGGUUCCACGAUUGAGGAAGGAAGCGACACAGAACAAAGCAGAUCUGUUUGGAAAAUUGGAGAGGUACCGACUAGUUCCCCGGAAGCUAAGGAGUUGGAAGUACUUCGAAAGAAAUGCCAGGCACUAACGGAGGAAAAUCAGAGGUUACAUGACACAGUGGCAGCGCAUCAAAUGCCCCGUGCCCAAGCGAUUGACAAUGUCUUCCUCCAGACGCAGGUCUCCACGCUUCAAUGGCAACUCAAACAGACUGAGGCGAACAGGCAAAUGUACCGUUCGUUGAUGGAACAAGUAGUUCGUUUCUUGGACCGAACCCGGAAGAGCCUUGACAUUCUUCAUGAGAAGAGCAGUGCCAAGGACAAAGGCCGAGUUCCAAGAAGUCGGAGUGUCCAUACCGUUCACACUGAAUCCUCACCGAGUCCUGGAGCAUCGACGACCUCAUGCUCGUCAUCUGAAUCAUCCGUGUUCACCAGGGCUAAGUCAGUCAAUCAAAUUUCCCCCAGCUCCACAGUUUUGAGAGACUUCAGCUGGUCCGUUUUGCGACGAAACGAUGCUGUGAAUUGCUCCCCAUCAAGAUUGAAGCCAGCACUCAGACAAGACUUGAAUAAUACUCACGAUGGUGUUGUUUACCGAAGGCCCAAACAACCCCAACUUAAUCCUCAUGAAAUCCCACCAGAAAAAUUGUCACAGGAAGCUUUCAGGUUAAUGAGAACUGUCCAAUCGUUGAUGGCGAUGCGAGAGCCGGACUUGGCGAGGGUGUCCUCGAUGGAAGAAAACGGCUCCUCUCCUUCACCAGUAGACCACCAGCACCAUAACGACUUGUCAUUAUCCUUGCAAAGCAACAACUUCGUCAACUCCACGACCUUGCCAGAUGUCUCCUUUGUCGGUUCGAGUAGCGAUCGUGGAACCGAGUCGAGUAACGAAGGCGACUGCAGAUCAUUCUGCAAAACCUCAUCCAGCACCGCUGAAACAAAUAUUAACCACCUGACGUCGCUUCUACCCGGUGCGAGGAGAUCACUAGAUGCGACGUCCUUGAAUUCCGGUAGUAGUAAAACGACAGAAGAAGACGAGGUCUUGCCAACUACUAACAACUACGUAGACUCCAUCGCCAAGAGGGAAUUCUUCGGCUCCGACUCUAGGCGCGUAAAAAAGGUGGAGAAAGACGUUGUUAAGAUCAGGCCGAAACCUUCCAAUAGUGUGAGCAGUGCGGAGGAUGAAAGCGGAUUUUCGUCUAUGAGCUCGUUUCAAGAAGUUGGAUUACCUUCUGCCUUGCCCUUUUCUCCAAUCAAGGGUUGCCAUACAGAAGUCGGUCUCCCCGAAGUGCCACUCGACAAGGUCAGACAUCGACGAUGGUCUUCAACGCCAGCUGAAAUUCAGGCCCUUUUCAAACGCCAUAGUGGCAGCUUUUCCAAUUCACAAGCCACAACAGAAUCGCUAAGCGUCUGGGUUUAAAAAUUUAAAAAAAAACACACACACACACCUAGCUAUAGGUAGGUAUCUCAAUUCUCCGGACACUGCGUUUUUGAAAACCACCACGAACUUAUUUUUGUACUGUAUAUAAUUUUUACUCUCGAUAAUCUAUGUGAUCUUCGUUCUACCAUUUAAACUUUCGUAUCUAGAAUACUGGCUUCCAUUGUCGUGAAAUGCUUGCUGAACUGAUUGCAACCAGACGGCGAUAAACUGCGUUGCUAUUUGAUAUUUUUUCUUCUCUUCAAGGGCAAGGAUGAAAAUUGUCGAAUCCAAACUUGCUCCCAUUUUCUCUGAUUGAAUGAUCCCGCAAAGCAGCGAUUGAACUGCAUAUAUUAUAUAUAUUCUUCUCUUCUUCGGCAACGAAGAAAUGAAGACUAUAUUUUUUGGUUGAAAAUGGUCAAUUAAUUUUUUAUCCGGUGAUUAAUAGAAUUGUGUAACAAAUCUAUCAAAUGAAAUACACCAAUAUAAAGGUUUGAUUUGAUCUUUCGGUGUUGCUUUAUGAGUCGAUAUUUUACUUAGAAAAGGUAUUAAAAUAUUGAUAGAACAUCCAUAUUUCAAACCUAUUAAAAGAAGAUAAAAUAACAGAGUGCUUAAAAUCCCCUGAGGAAAUUUUCAGACCACGCUUCGUAUUCGGGGAUGCAUUUAUUUAUGAUAGCUUUCUUAUUAUCUAGCAAUUGAAUAAUUCGAUACCUCAGCGUUUUAAAAAACUCUCUCAAAGUUUACUUCUAAAAUGAUUUUGCUUUUUGAGUUGGGCCCUUUGCUUUAGUAAACUGAGAAAAAAAUAUUUUUUUCAUUAGAGAUAUUUAAUAUUGAAUACCCUAAAUUAAAUCUUGUCGAUCGAAAAGAAUUUUCUUUGUUGCAAUGAAUAAUGUUUUUCAAAUACAAAAAUCAUUCUUUUUAUUCGAAGUGCUAUGUAUGCAUGUGGCAUUUAGGUGUAAAAAUAAAGGAGCCUAUAGCUUUCUAAAUAACAAAAAACCAAGGAAUCUGUAAAUAAUGUCUUGUGUCUGCAUACUUGAAUUCCUUUGAUUUUACACUGAAUUUAUUUUAAUUCACAUUCAGUUCUUUGGAUACUUUGUAUUAUUGUGAAUUCUUUUAAAUUGCCUAAAAAGCUCUUAAAAUCUUUCAAAUUUUUUUUAUUUCUCGUAACUAUUUUAAAUCUUCUGAAUUCCCUGAAUUCAGAAGAUUUAAAAAAGGUUGAAAGAAAUCAAAAGAAUUUGAAAAAGGAUAGAGCAUUACAUGGACUUGGAAAGUAUUGAAAGGAAUCAUGAAUUCUAAAUAAUACACUAAAGCAGAAAGUAUUACAUAUUAAAUCUGUCUGUUUGCCGCGACAGGGGGCAAAAUGCUAAAAGCAAGUAGUUAUUUUGGGCGAACAGCGCCAGAUUAAUCGUUUUAGGCGUGCACUCCGAGAUACGUUCUUUUAACGUGGAGGUCCUGAAUUAAGCUCAUAUUUGCGAUUAUUUAUGUUAGAGAUUAGUGUAUGUAUAUUGUAUAUGUGUAUAUGUGUAUAUGGCUAUAUGUAUUUGCGUAUGUGAGAGAGUAGUGAGUGUAAUUUGUAAAGUCCAAUUAAAACGUGCCUGGUUUCUAUAAUUAAAAUGGCAAAUUUUAAACAUUAAACUAUAGAUAUAAUGUAUUAUUUGCUUUAUAAGUUAUAAAAUAUCUGAACAUUUGUAUGACGAAUUGUACAUGUCAUGUUUGUCCAGAGCUAUGCGAAAAACUCGAAGCCGGAUUGAGUUGACGAGAAACUCAAAAACAGUCGAAAGCUUUGAAAUAUCAUAAAGUUUCUGAUUUUUCGAGACAAAUUGGAACUGGACUCGACUUGAAGUUUCGAGUUUUCUCCACACCCCUCAGUUUGUAUUAUAUUUUUCAUGAUAUUAAUAACAAAAAUCGAUAAAUUUACGAGCCGUCGAAUGUACCCGAUGUGCACUGAUGUUGCGAUAACAUCGUAUUUCUUAGAUUUAGGUAUCGGCAUUUUGGCGAUUUACGAGACUACAACGCUCCGAUAUUCGAUUGUCUGCAUUUAUUCUUGCGAAAAAAGUUUGAAACAAAAAAUAUUAACUUUACCUGUAACAAUUUUGUAUAAUAAAACUUAAUUUCAUGAGCGAACGAA